AUGUAUACCCCCCAAUAUUUUCGUCAUUGGAGACGUUCAUUAGCAACUACAACCCCUGAAGAUGACAAAAAAGAAUUUGGGGGUGAAGAAGAAAGAGAAGAUUCUUUAAAAAGUGAAGAUAACAAGACUGAUAGUUUUCUAAAAUCUUCAGAAAUUCAUCCAAAAAAUACAAGGGGAAAAGAUGAACAAAGCCUUAGAUUAGCCGGAUUGAGAAGAAAUUCUUUACUUUUGUUGUUUAUUUGGUUGGGGGUUGUUGCUACGUUGGCUUUAAUAUUGCUUAUUCUCAACAUUUCUCUCGUGCUUGUUUUACAAAUGUCCCCUCAAGGAAUGCGUUCUUUACGUAUUUAUUCUUUUACAAACCCAAAGACUGGUUAUUCUGAACCUGCCGUUCAUUUUUCUGCUGAACAAACUCAUUUGGGACAAGUUGUGGCAAAUAGUGGUAAAGUACUUGGACAGAGGGGAGUAAAUCUUGAGAUUCAUGGCUCUCGUGUGCUUAUUCAAACAGGGAAUGAGACUAAAACUGUUUUACAAGGAGGAGAAUGCAAGAUUGAAGGGGUUAAACAAUUCCAAAUUAGACAACCAGGGACAGAUAAAGUGCUGUUUAGUGCUCGCCACCCACUCGUUUCCAUCGACAGACGAAUCAAAAAAAUAUCUUCAGGACACAUUAUUACAAGUAAAUUGAGAUCUCCAAUAGAUGAAUCUAUUCACAUAACAGCUGAAGAUUUGGGGUUAAGAGGGAAUGAAAGGAUUCAAAUGGAGGCUAAAGCAAUUAAUUUUACAGCAAAGACAGGCAUUCGAUUUUCUACAACGGUGAGGAGGAAUAAAAUUAAUACACUCUGUUUCAAAAGUAUAACCCACUUUAAUUUUUUUACUUUUUUAGUUGCUUAA
This is a messenger RNA of Meloidogyne enterolobii, 888 nucleotides long. The record is from the annotation of a GenBank genome assembly. Lineage: Eukaryota; Metazoa; Nematoda; Chromadorea; Rhabditida; Meloidogynidae.